This is a messenger RNA of Cylicocyclus nassatus, 1320 nucleotides long. NCBI's taxonomy places the organism in Eukaryota, Metazoa, Nematoda, Chromadorea, Rhabditida, Strongylidae. The record is from the annotation of a GenBank genome assembly.
AUGGUCAAAAAACCCGGUUUAGUUGCCUCUUUGAUCGGCUGCGUUCUUCCUGAUCUUCACGCUUCAAUAUCCAAUGGAGUUGCUUCACUACAACGACUGAUAAUAAUGGGCGUUUGGUUGACUGUGGCUUGCUAUUUAAUAGCGUUUUCACCCGCGGCAGCCCUUUUCUGUCGAUUCGUUGCCAAAGAUCCGCUUAGAAUUAUUUUAUUUGUGUUAGGGGCUUUCUUUUGGCUCGCAUCGCUUUUGCUGUCUUCAUUUAUCUGGUUGGCGAUCUCUAUGCUUUGGAAUGCGCUUCCGUUAGCGGUUUUCUGCUCCAUCAUUCUGCAAGAUGCAGCACGGGUCUUUUACUUCUGGCUUCUUAAAAAAGCGCAAAGUGGUCUUAACAAAAUUACCAAACCUGGCUCCGUUUCGAUCGCACCCGGAGUUUCAGACUUGCAUAAUGCUCGACACAUGCUAGCCUUGGUUUGUGGCCUUGGAAUGGGCGUCAUGGCUGCUCUGCUUCUGACCAUGAAUGUGUUCGCUGAGUUUGCAGGUCCUGGUACCAUUGGUCUCCCGCGAGCAAUGAGGGAGGGGCAUCGUGAUGUAAAUUCAGCAGGGACCAACUUACCGUUAUAUUAUGCUUUGUCUGGAUGCUUCACAACACUGUUCAAUGUUGCAUGGACCAUUAUGAUAUGGGAUUCAUGUCAUAAAGUGAACAAGACGCCAUACUGGGCCAUUCCUGGAAUUGCAGCAACCGCUUCGCAUGCUGCAGCCAGUGCCUUAAGCUGGUACAAUUCUGCUGGAUAUCAACCGGCGGUACUUAUAGCUCAAGCUUGUCUACUUCUAAUCUGUAUUCUUUACUGUAAUUACAUCACAGGUUCGACGCCGAAAGCAAUAUUGGAUGGUGUCCAAUCUGCGUUAAUCGAUUGGGUCACACUGAAAUGGGUGCGAGAGAAAUUUUUCAAAAAGCGUGAAACACCGUUCUCGGGUGUUGAAGAAAUGGAAGCAGAAGAAAGGAGAGAAGUCGAUGCGUAACUCCUCAGAACGGUGCUUUCGAUAAGCAAAUCUUACAUAUCAUAAUUACGAUUGAAGAUCAAAUGUCGGUGAUAUACUGCUUCGUCUUGACCGUCUUAACACAUUCCUCUUCUAUUUGAUCUCGUUUCUCUUGAUUAAUUUGAUUCUGAUAAGGGUAUACAUAAUGUUGUUUACAUAUCUGUUUAUUUCCUUUCACUUUUCUGUCUUUUUGUUUGAUUCUGGAAAGGUUAGAGAGAAGUGGUCUAUGCCCUGACUUAUGCUGCGAAACAGUGGCGCGAGAUGAUGUAAUAAAGAUCGUAUGACUCA